Messenger RNA from Tilletiopsis washingtonensis, 1412 nucleotides. Its product is annotated as Oxysterol-binding protein. Gene Ontology annotation, cellular component: cytosol; cortical endoplasmic reticulum; membrane. Gene Ontology annotation, molecular function: sterol binding. Bases 264 to 1412 code for a protein of 382 amino acids. Lineage: Eukaryota; Fungi; Basidiomycota; Exobasidiomycetes; Entylomatales. The record is from RefSeq and is a predicted model, not a curated record. The transcript is spliced from 9 exons.
GUCGCUCCACCGCUGCGACGCUCGCUUGCUCCUGCAUCCCGACUCUCCAUCCACCCCGGCCGCCCGCUCCAGCCCGCAACACCCGCACGCACCGCCGUGCCCACCUCGCCGCCCGGACCUUCUGCACUGCGCCCUCUGCGUCGCGUGCUGCACCUGCCCGCGCGCCGGCCUGCUCCACCUGCGCCCGCUGCUGCUGCUGCCUCUGCCGCUGCCGCUGCACCUGCUAGCCUAGCUCGCCGCAUCUCCAUCUCCGCACCCGCACCAUGGGCCUGCUUGACCACGUCGGCUCGGCCGUCGGCGCCACGAAGCACAAGGCGUCCGGCGGCGGCAAGGAUGCCGGCGACCGCCCGCCGGAGGGCGCCGCGGCCGACGACACCGAGGAGCUCGACGAGGAGAGCGGCAACAUCCUCGUCAGCCUCAUCGGGCAGCUGCGGAUAGGCAUGGACCUCAGCAAGGUCACGCUGCCCACGUUUGUCCUCGAGCCGCGCAGCAUGCUCGAGCGCAUCACCGACUUCAUGAGCCACCCGGACCUGAUCUUCGGUUGCGGCGCCAUCGACGACCCUGAGGAGCGCUUCAUCCAGGUCACGCGCUACUACCUCUCCGGCUGGCACAUCAAGCCCAAGGGCGUCAAGAAGCCCUACAACCCCGUGCUGGGCGAGCACUUCCGCUGCUCCUACUCGUACCCGAACGACACGCAGGGCUUCUACAUCGCCGAGCAGGUCUCGCACCACCCGCCGAUCUCGGCCUACUUCUACGUGUCGCCGGCCAACAACCUGCUCAUCUACGGCGAGCUGAAGCCCAAGAGCAAGUUCCUCGGCAACUCGGCGGCCAACUACAUGGGCGGCGAGAACCGCGCCGUGCUGCUCGACCGCCUCGAGGACGGCGAGUACGCGAUCGGGAUGCCCAACAUGUACGCGCGCGGCAUUCUGUUCGGCAAGAUGGUGCUUGAGCUGGGCGACCAGAGCAAGAUCCGGAACGAGAAGAACGACCUGACGUGCGACGUCGAGUUCAAGACGAAGGGCUACUUCACCGGCACGUACAACGCCAUCGCCGGCAAAGUGACGCACAACGGCAAGCACGUGGGCGACAUCAGCGGCAAGUGGAACGAGUCGAUGGAGUACAAGAACAGCAAGACGGGCGACACGCAGGAGCUGUUCAACGCCAAGACGGCCAAGAUCGUGCAGAAGACGGUGCGGCCGGAGGAGGAGCAGGAGGAGUUCGAGUCGCGGCGGCUGUGGGCCAAGGUCACCCAGGGCAUCAAGGAGAAGGACCUGGACAUGGCCACCGAGUCCAAGUCGGCCAUCGAGGACGACCAGCGCCGGCGCGUCAAGGAGCGCGAGGAGAAGGGCGAGACAUGGCAACCGCGCUUCUUCGUGGCCAAGGGCGACAAGUUCUACCCGAAGAUCGAGUGA